AUGGCGUCGAACAUCGCCGUGCUUAGUGCCCUUGACAAUGCACGAACGCAAUGGUACCAUGUGACUGCGAUCGUCAUUGCGGGAAUGGGGUUCUUCACCGAUGCGUACGAUCUUUUCUGCAUCUCCACUGUCUCAAAAUUGCUGGGCCGUCUCUAUUACUACGAUGGCUCCUUGACCAAGCCGGGAAAGCUUCCUCAUGACGUCAACAAUUUCGUUGUUGGGGUGGCGCUGGUCGGGACCUUAACCGGACAGCUGGUUUUCGGGUGGCUUGGGGAUAAAUUGGGGAGGAAGAAAGUCUAUGGGGUUACUUUGGUUCUUAUGGCUCUUUGUGCCAUUUGCUCUGGCUUGUCAUUUGGAUUCAGUCCAAAAGCUGUUAUGACUACACUUUGUUUCUUCAGGUUCUGGCUUGGCUUUGGGAUUGGCGGCGAUUAUCCUCUCUCCGCCACGAUCAUGUCCGAAUACGCCAACAAGAAUACCCGUGGUGCCUUUAUUGCGGCAGUGUUUGCUAUGCAAGGUGUUGGAAUCGUCUUUGCCGGUCUAGUAUCGAUGACCCUCUCGAGAAUAUUUCUUGAGGAAUUUAAGGGUCCGGGAUUCUUGGCAUCGCCGGUUUUUUCGGCUGAGCCCGAGGCGGAUUAUGUCUGGCGAAUCGUGCUCAUGCUUGGAGCUUUGCCGGCAAUUCUCACCUUCUACUGGCGGAUGAAAAUGCCGGAAACUGGCCGGUACACGGCCCUGAUCGAGGGAAAUGCUAAACAAGCUGCAUCGGAUAUGGGGAGAGUCCUUGAUAUAGAAAUUCAAGCCGAACAAGAUAAAUUAGCAGAAUUUAAAUCUGCCAAUGAAUACUCAUUGCUAUCAAGUGAGUUUUUCAAUCGCCACGGUCGUCAUUUAAUAGGUACCGCAACUACUUGGUUCUUAUUAGAUAUUGCCUUUUAUAGCCAAAAUCUUGCACAAAAAGACAUUUUCCCUGCAAUGAAACUCACUAGCAAACCCGAAACAGUAAGCGCGCUACGCGAAAUGUUCGAGACAUCCCGUGCCAUGUUCGUGAUAGCCUUAUUCGGGACUUUCCCCGGUUAUUGGUUCACCGUGGCGUUCAUCGAAAAAAUCGGCCGAUAUUACAUACAAUUGUUGGGCUUCUUCAUGAUGUCUGUAUUCAUGUUCAUAAUGGGUGUCAAAUAUGAUUACCUCAGGAACGAAGACCACAAAUGGGCUUUUGCUAGUCUUUACGGGCUGACGUUCUUCUUCGCGAACUUCGGCCCCAACUCAACCACCUUUGUUCUGCCGGCGGAGCUUUUCCCCACCAGGCUGAGAUCCACUUGCCAUGCAAUCAGCGCCGCCUCUGGCAAGGCCGGGGCUAUGGUCGGAGCAUUUGGUGUUCAGAGCUAUACACAGGAUGGAGACGUGAAUAAAAUCAAAAGGGCCAUGAUACUUUUGGCUUUCACAAACUUGAUUGGAUUUUUCUGUACCUUCCUUGUGACAGAAACAAAGGGGAGGUCACUGGAAGAGAUUUCCGGUGAGGACGGCGGCGGCGGCGUGAACGAGACACAGUUGACCCCAAAACAGACAGUUAAUCGACCGGAACAAUGGGAAUGA
This is a messenger RNA of Fraxinus pennsylvanica, 1587 nucleotides long. NCBI's taxonomy places the organism in Eukaryota, Viridiplantae, Streptophyta, Magnoliopsida, Lamiales, Oleaceae. The record is from the annotation of a GenBank genome assembly.